UGAAUCAUACAAUUUAUUUAGUGUUUACGUGUCUCAGUGUCACAUUUUACUCUUCUGUAUCUAUGGUGCAAUGAAUAUAGCAACCCCAACCAACAAGUUUUUAUUCUCAUGUCUUAGGUAGAAACACAUUCUCCCUUGCCAUGUGCUGGAAUUUUAAGUUUUUUAAAUAAACCAAUUUGAUUGUAUCGUCUACUGUUAAAUUUAGCUACCUGAUGGCAAUAACUAAUGAGUAUUUUUGUUAAAAUGCUUAAAGAUUUUUUAUGACGACCAUAAAGUAAAACAUUAGUGCUGUAAAGUCAACGUGUCACUUGAUUGUCACUUUCUUAUCCCAAAGCAGGGUACGUUAUUCUCGUUUUCUUCUUGGAAAUAUUCCAGAACUCCACAUCCAUGUUGUACAGGCAUGCUUUCCCGGGUUUCGUGUUGGCGGCUAUGCUCAAUAAAAAAUAUGUUUUAUACGCUUUUCUUAAUUUCGCUAUGUGUCGUCCUUCUCGUAUGGAUGCUCGACGAAAUCCUCGACUUCACUGAAAAGACGCGCUCUUUAUUCUUAAUCAAAUUUAGCACUCAUAAACUCAUACCGGACACGAAAUACAUCCUCUCCUGGGAUCAUAAGUACCUUACUUCAAACGUGACGGACAGCUUUCAGAAGUUUAAUUGUCCAGUAAAUAAUUGUGUUUUCACUACAAACAAAGACUUGUUGAACCUCAGUGCGUUUGACGCAAUCGUCUUCGGUGAAAACAUUCUGACCUCCGUUAACAGACCGAGGGAGCGGAGCCCGCACCAGAUAUUCGUGUUCAUGUCGAACGAAUCGUCCUACAAGUACCCGGCGUGCGAGUUAUACAACGAUGAUUACUUCAACUGGACGUUCACGUAUCGUUUCGAUUCUGAUGUAUUGUGGAGGCCCUUCGUGGUGCGGGACCUCGCCGGCGACACCGUUGCACCCUCUGCGGAGGUGGUAUGGACAAUUCUUAGAAAUUUCGUUCCACUUAGAUCCAAUAUAAAAUCCACGUUGCGCAGUAAAAUGAGAGCAAUUGUUUGGAUUGUGGACGACUGCAGUUUUGCGGGCUAUGACUAUCUGCUGAGGUUGGAAAAACAUCUGUAUCACUUCGGUCUUAAACUAUACAAGCACAGACAUUUUAAAAAGAGCAGUCUCUAUUAUAGCGAUAUUUUGCCUCAAAAUUAUCAGUUUGUGCUGGGGUUUGAAAACUCGAUAGUCAAAGACUACGUGUCACAAAAGGUCAUGGAAGGUUACAGAAACUAUGCGGUGCCUGUCGUCUACGGUGGGGCCAAUUAUAGCAGGUUCCUUCCUCCGGGCUCCUACAUCAAUGCGCGCGAAACGCAUCCCUACAACCUAGCACAAGCCAUUUACGAGGCAACGAGGAGUCAGGAGGCAUACAAAAGUUACUUCAAAUGGAGGAACUAUUAUUCAAUAGAAGAAGAUCACUCCUCCCUGUGCGACCUGUGCGCGGCGUUGAACGGCGACAAAUCCAAGUAUGCUCCUGCAAAGAAAACAUUCAGGGUAUGGUGGAACUCUCCUCACAAUAUGCAUCGAUGUCUUCCUACAGAUUACUCUGAUGUAGAAAAACUUGAUAACUUAACUAUUCAGCAUCUUUAAAAAACCAAUACUUACCAAAACUUUUAGAAUAAAACUUAUUUUUUAUUUCUAUUAAAGUUUAGUUGCUAAA
Molecule: messenger RNA, 1682 nt
Organism: Cydia pomonella (codling moth)
Lineage: Eukaryota; Metazoa; Arthropoda; Insecta; Lepidoptera; Tortricidae
Product: alpha-(1,3)-fucosyltransferase C-like
Exons: 2
Coding region: 401-1612 (403 amino acids)
Cellular component (GO): membrane
Molecular function (GO): alpha-(1->3)-fucosyltransferase activity
Source: RefSeq, a predicted model, not a curated record